Leptomonas pyrrhocoris is the source of this 1682-nucleotide messenger RNA. Its product is annotated as putative ubiquitin-conjugating enzyme. The coding region runs from base 159 to 1682 and encodes 507 amino acids. The record is from RefSeq and is a predicted model, not a curated record. The transcript has a single exon. NCBI's taxonomy places the organism in Eukaryota, Euglenozoa, Kinetoplastea, Trypanosomatida, Trypanosomatidae.
AGAAAGCAUACACAUACAACGUAGAAGAAAGCAAAAGAAACUGCUGCCCAAUAUAUGUCUGUCGGACUUUCACUUAGCUCUUUCAGCCCACACAAUAACGCUGUUUCUUCAUAUCUACGUACCCACCGGCACACGAAGACGCAAACGCGCCCACCGCCAUGUCGUACGCCUCCUCGGCCAUCAAGCGGCUAAGCAACGAGUACCGCCAGCUGCAGAAGCCUGAAAACCGCGUCAGUGACUACUACGUGGCCCCGCUGGAGGAGAACAUCUUCGAAUGGCACUUCACCCUGCGCGGACCGGCGGGCGACGACAACUCCCUCCCCUACAAGGACGGUCUGUACCACGGCGCGCUCAUCUUCUCCCGCUCCUACCCGCUCGAGCCGCCUGACGUCAUGUUCUUCACCCGCAGCGGUCGCUUCGCCACCUACGAGAAAAUAUGCUCUACCAUCAGCAGCUACCACAAAGAGCUGUGGCAGCCGACCUACGACGUGGCGCUCACGUUGACCGCGCUGCGGCACUUCAUGGCGCAGGAGGACGAGUUCGGCGUGGGGGCCUUUCCGAAAAACAUGAUCCCCGCGGAGUCGAAAGCGGCGUGGGCGAAGGAGACGUGGUCGUUCAAGUGUGACACGUGUGGCCGAGCCACGCGGGAUGACUGGACGACGUUCAUGCAGAUGUACCCGGAGACGUCGGCGGAGAAGGAGGCGCUGGUGCCGAAGCUGCUGCCGCUCCCUCCAGCGGCGGCGGCCUCGUCGGAAGCGGAGAAGGAAGAAGAAGCUCCAGCUGCAGCAACGACGGAUACAUGCACUGCAACGCAGAACGGCAGGGGGGAAGAGGCGGGUUCAAAGACUCCACCUGCGGCCGCCCCCGCGGAACUUGAGUCGCAGCGGACUCCAAAGGACGCGGGUUCCACCCCACCACUGCCGACUCCAUCUCCCCACACAGCAGCUGCAGCGUGUGCUGCCUCUGCAAUGGCAGAAUUACCUUCAUCAGCGCGGGAAGUCGUCUCGGCGUCGCCGCCAGCAGCACCAACAGAACCACACAGUGAUGUCCUCGCCACGGAUGUCCCCGACGGCUCCGCAGCUCGCACAGAUGACACCACCGCGCACGCGUGGCACCACCCCGAACUGGCCGACGACCUCGACGACCUCGACGGCGACGGCAUCCCUCGUUGGCGGUUGCUCGCCUCGCCUCUCAUGCUAAGUGAGGAAGAGGCGCGACAGCUGGAUAUGGUGGAGGCCGGCGUGGACAUGCUUGAUGUGCACUUCGGGCCCAUACUGCGUGCGGCAUUACGCCGUGAGGCGGAGGAACGGGCGGCCGUCGCUGCUGCUGCUAACGCUGCUCAACACGAAACUGACGACGACGACAACGACGACUUUCUGCGGCCACCGCCACGGCUGCCACAAGAUCCAACGUCGGCACGCCCCGAAAUGGAGGACGUCCGUGUGGAAGGAGGAUCCGCGCUGGAGCUGAACAUCCAGGAAGACGACACCGCUGCGCCGCCACAGCAACUUCCGCCACCUCAGCUCGCGGAGAAUGCGGUGUUUGGCAUACACACCCUUCACCUUUCCAUUCCCCUGCGGUACCUGGACCGUGCCAUUAUCUGGAGCUUUAGCCUUGUUGUGCUCAUCUUGUUGCGGCGUGCGGCGUGGGCGAUGCUGCCCCCUCUCUGGAGUAGCUCUUGA